This is a messenger RNA of Hordeum vulgare subsp. vulgare (domesticated barley), 5768 nucleotides long. Its product is annotated as probable auxin efflux carrier component 3b. Lineage: Eukaryota; Viridiplantae; Streptophyta; Magnoliopsida; Poales; Poaceae. Gene Ontology annotation, cellular component: plasma membrane; endoplasmic reticulum. Gene Ontology annotation, biological process: auxin export across the plasma membrane; auxin polar transport. Gene Ontology annotation, molecular function: auxin efflux transmembrane transporter activity. Bases 4121 to 5413 code for a protein of 430 amino acids. The record is from RefSeq and is a predicted model, not a curated record. The transcript has 3 exons.
UACCGCGCCUACGUCGGCUCGGCUGUUCAUCUACCUCUCCAUCGGGAAACUGCAUGCUGCUGCUCCAUUGUUUCAGCAACCUGCUCAGGUGCAUCACAUGUAUAACUAGAGAGCAAAGAUAAAUACUUGUCCAGCCAGAGAUGACUGGAAUAAUGGUGAGCGCUUCAACCGGGGUAAUGAACUCUCUCCUGGGUAAGCUGGCCACCCUGAUGGGGGAGGAGUUCGCCAAGCUAAAGAACUUGAGGAAGGAGGUUAAGUACAUCAGCGAUGAGCUGAGCAGUAUGAAGGAUGCUCUAGAGAGCCUUGCGGAUGUGGAUGUACUGGAUAAACAGACCGCGAGCUGGAGGGACGUGGUCAGGGAGAUGUCAUAUGACAUCGAGGAUAUUAUCAAUGACUUCAUGUGCAAAAUUGCGGAGAAAAGCAAAAAAUCUGGGUUUGUCCACGACACCGUUCAACGCCUCAAAACUUCAAGGGCCCGCCAUCAGAUCGCAGGGCAGAUUGGGGACAUCAAGAAACUUGUGCGUGAAACAAGUGAGCGGCGUGAAAGAUAUAAGAUAGAUUUCCCCCAAUCGGGCAAUGUGGCAGUUGACCAACGCGUUGUGGCACUCUAUGAAAAUGCAUCUAAACUUGUUGGUAUGGAGGGCCCAACCAAUGGGCUUGUCAAUUGGCUAAAAGAUGACGAGAAGAAGUUGAAGAUUGUAUCAGUUGUUGGUUUUGGAGGUUUGGGGAAAACAACACUUGCCAAUCAGGUAUACCAUAAGCUGGAGGGGGAAUUUCAGUGUGGUGCAUUUUUGUCGGUGUCUCAAAAGCCAAAUAUGCCAAAACUUCUGCAUAAUUUAUUAACCCAACUUGGGUAUCGACAAUAUUUUCAUGACUGUGAGUUAAAUAUUCUUCUCGGCCGAGUCAGAGAAAAUCUAAAAAACAAGAGGUACUUAUUUUUAGUUUGUAUAUUAUUGUUGUUUACAUGUGCCUCUGAUACUUAGAUUUCCUUAAAUGAUUUAAUAUUAUGUUCUUCUAUACGAGAAUGAAUAUUUAAUUUGAUAACAAAUAUUUUUCAUCUACCUUGAACCUGCUGAAAUAUUCGAUAUUUUUCUAUUAGUUACUUACUGCUGUACUGAUUUCCUUGCAGGUACUUGGUUAUUAUCGAUGAUCUAUGGGAUGUAUCAGCAUGGAAUAUUAUUAAAUGUGCUUUCCCAGAAAAUGAUCAUUGUAGUAGAUUAAUAGUGACUACAAGAAUUAGGACUGUGGCUGGGGCAUGUUGUUACGGUCACCGUGAGCACAUUCUUGAAAUGAAACCUCUUAGUGAAAAAGACUCAAGGAAAUUAUUUUUUGGUAGGAUAUUUUCCUCUGAAGAAGCAUGUCCUGGCCAACUCAGAGAUGUUUCAGUUGAGAUUCUCAAGAAGUGUGCUGGUUUGCCACUUGCAAUCAUUAGCAUAUCCAGCCUGUUAGCAAGUGAAAGUUACAACCAAAUGGACAGGUGGAAACAUGUACUCAGUUCACUGGGGUCAGUGUCUGGCACAAAUCUUACCUUGGAAGCAAUGAGACAAAUCUUGAACCUUAGCUACAAAAAUCUUCCUCACCAUCUCAAGACAUGCUUCUUGUAUCUUGGUAUGUUUCUGGAGGACUCUGAAAUAUAUAGGCACGAGUUGGUAAGCCUAUGGGUUUCUGAAGGUUUUGUUAGUAAAGCACAUGGACAAAAUCCAAAACAGACCGCGAUAAGUUAUUUCAAUGAGCUUGUCAACAUGAGUCUUAUUCAACCUGUACAGAUUGACAUGAAUGGGUCAGUGUUAACUUGCAAAGUACAUGAUAUGUUGUUGGAUCUUAUCUUGUACAAGUCCGCAGAAGAGAAUUUUAUCACUGUAGUAGACAACCCAGAGACCGUUACAGGACGGCUUCAAAAGCCCCGUCGGAUGUUGUUCAACUUAGAUGGUGCAACAUUGCCAAGGGAUAUUAGUAUGUCACAAGUACGAUCAUUUGCAAACUGGAGAGGCUCCACGAAUAUACCUCCACUGGCAGAAUUCAAGUAUCUUCGUGUUUUUAUUGCUGACUUUAGUUCUAGUUCUGUUGAUGACAAUCGGAAAAUCAACCUAACAGGAUUGUGUAAGUUAUAUCAGCUCCGCCAUAUACAGAUUGAAGGCUGUGAUAACUGCCAGCUACCAACGAAGAUUAGAGGGCUACACAAGUUGGAAACAUUUGAUAUAGAUGGGUCAUGUAUCCCAAUGGAUAUUUUUCACCUGCCAUGCUUGUUGUCUCUGCAUAUUUUUCACCUGCCGUGUUUGUUGCCUGAGGGCAUCGGUAAAAUGACAUCCCUACAGCGUCUGAGAUGGUUUGACACGCUGCACACCUCAACCGACAGUAUCAAGGGCCUAGGAGAGCUCACCAAUCUGAGACUUCUGUACCUGAGAACUGGUUUUUCUGAAGAUGUGGACAUGAAUGUUCUAAACUCUUCUUUGGGGAAACUUUGUAACCUCGACUCCCUGAACGUAUUUUCACCUGAUUCUUGGAUACCUGAGGCACUAACCUUGUCGCCUCCUCCCCCCAACCUCAUGGGACUCUCCAUGAUGCGAAUAUCCCGGGUCCCAAACUGGAUUAGGGAACUGCAUAACCUCCAGAGCUUGCAUAUCACUGUUGAUAAACUAGAGAAGGAUGAUGUUGGUAUUCUUGGGGCGUUACCCGCCCUUAACGACCUAGACUUAACGUUCAAUAGAGCCGUGGAAGAAACAAUUGUCAUCUAUGGGAGAGCAUUCGCACUCCUGAAGCGGUUGGUUGUCUACGGGACUAUCAUGCCACAACUGACCUUCCAAGCCGAAGCAAUGCCUAAGCUCCAAAGCCUCUCUCUACAUUUGAAUGCCAGGGGGUGGAAGCAGGAUGAGAGCACCAUACCUACAGGCAUCGAGCACUUGUUAGCACUUGAGAGAAUCUCUGUACGGAUCGGGGGUGAUACCGAAUCUGAAAAGAGAAGCGCAGAGUUUGCCAUUAGGAGCUCUAUCAACAUGCAUCCCGGUCAUGCUCACAUUAAAAUCGAUAUCCAAUGUUACUAACAAAUAGUGUGUGGUUUUGGUGGUAAUUCUUGGUACCAGUCACGUCGAUCAGCAGAGCAGCUGCAGAUUGAGAUGGAUUGCUGCAUAUUCUCCUUGUCGGGAAUAUCGAGCUAUCGCUUUGAUUUGUUCAGCUAGUUAUCUCGACGAACUGUUUCUCCUAUUUCUCCAAUAUUAUGCAUGAUUACACUUUGCUUGGGUUUCUCCUGUGGUAAUGUUUGAUGGUGGGCAGGAGAAGCCAGGCAUCAUAUGUUCUUGUUAUUAUUGUUGUUUGUGUACGUUUGCUUCUUGCAUCAAACAUAUUCAACUGAAUAUUUAUUGCUUGUACCGUUUGCAUUUCUCAAAAGUACAGUUGAUAUGUUGUAUUUCAUGGUAAUGAUUCCUAUGCAAUUUCGUGUUCGAUCACUGAUUGUUCUAUCUACAGAAAGUAUUAAUCAUUUCCACAGUCUCCUUUUGGACAUGGACAUGGAUGCUGUGUACACAGAGCACGCAUGGUAGAAUGAAUCGAUGGGCAUGGCUGCAUGCCCCGCCGUUGCCUGCCUUUUUUUUAGGAAACAGCAGGACUGUAUUUUUAUUAAUUUUCAAAUAAAUAGUACAAAGAAAGCGGUCCCAAACAGGUCCAAACAAAGGAAAGAAAAACUAUACAAAAAACUAAGAGCAAAUUAGAAGCAAAAAAAGAGCUGUGCACAUGAAAAGGAAACAAGUGCGAAACAACAAAGCAAGCAUCCAUAGCAAAACUAUCUGAAAGCGUUGAUCAAUCUUGAAAUCCUGCAUAUUCCUUUCUCCUGGCUCUGUAGAUGAUCCAUUCAAGUUCCUCCUUGAAUUUUGGUCUACAUGCGUAAAAAUUACCACAUUUCACGCAACCGUGUCCAUUAGCUACCACUUCACGAUUUUGUACAAAAAAUUAUCAAAAUUUUGCUAAUCCGUUGUUAAAAACUACCAAGUAUGAAAACUGCUCCAUUAACCUCUUCUAAACACCUUUCUGACAUGCUGGGCUCACAAGUCAGGUUGAUCAUUAACUUUGACCGUUAUUACAGAUAGGACCCACACGUCAGACCUUUCUUCCACCACUCUCCACCCUCAUGUGCAUUACAUUGAACAGGUUAUGUGCGUCUCGUCGCAGAGCACGGAGAGCUCGAAGGCCGCCUCCUCCUCAUCAUCAUCGGCCUCUGCAUCGUCGCCGUCGUCCUCGGCGCACUCCUGCCACAGCCAGUUCCGGCUCCUGCCAGAUCAACCGCUUCGUCGCCGUCUUUGCCGUCCCGCUGCUCUCCUUCAAGGUCAUCUUCGGCAGCAACCUCUACGCCAUGGACCUCGGCUUCGCCGCCGCCGACACGCUGCAGAAGCUCAUCGUCCUCGCCGCGCUCGCCGUAUGGUCGCGCCUCCCGCUCCCCUUUGCCGGGCUCGACUGGUCCGUCACGCUCUUCUCCUUGGCGACGCUCCCCAACACGCUCCUCAUGGGCAUCCCGCUCCUUGUCGGCAUGUACGGCCGCCACGCCGGCGACCUCAUGGUGCAGCUCGUCGUGCUCCAGUGCAUCAUCUGGUACACUCUGCUGUUGUUCCUGUUCGAGUUCCGCGCCGCGCGCCUGCUCAUCUCGGGGCGGUUCCCGGCCGCCGACGUGCGCGUCGACCCGGACGUCCUGUCGCUCGAUGGCAGCCACGCCGAGGCGCAGGCCGAGGUCGCGCCCGACGGGAGCAUGCACGUCGUCGUGCGCUGGUCCACGGCGUUUGUCUCCCGCCGCUCCCUCCUCAACGGCGCCGCGGCGGGGAUGUCGUCGCCGGCGCGCGGGUCGAACCUGACCGGCAUGGAGAUCUACUCGGUGAGCUCGUCGCGGAACCACACGCCCAGGGGCUCCUCCAGCUUCACCCACGGCGACUUCUCCGCAACCACGGGAGGCGGCGGGGCUCCGCCUACUCAGCCGCCGCAGCCGCACGGCGUGCUGCGCGCGUCCAGCUUCGGCGCGGCUGACCUCUUCUCGCUGCACUCGUCGCGGCAACACACGCCGAGGCCGUCCGCCAGCUACGACGAGCACGCGCCGCGGGGCAGAUCGACGACGGCCGUGGCGCCGGUCGACGACCCCAAGGACAGCAUGCACAUGUUCGACUGGAGCUCCGGCGCGUCCGAGGUGAGCGGCCUGCCGGUAUUCCGCAGCGGCGCCAAGGAGAGCAGCCGCCGGCGUGCCCCCUCCGAGGUGCCGUCCAUCUACUCCGACUCCUCCAGAUGUACGCCCGCCCAUCAGUCUCUCCCCACACCAUGUUUUAGCCCAGUUGCCCAACACGCACCACCGUUAACGACCGACCUGACAUGUGGGUCCGGCUUGUCAGAAGAACGAUUAAACGAGCUAAAACGGGCAGUUACAAAUCUUGGUAGUUUUUAGCAACGGAUUCAUAAAUUUUUGGUAGUUUUUCGUACAAAAUCGUAAAGUGGUAGCUACUAGACACGGUUGCGCGAAAUGUGGUAGUUUUUGACAAUUUAUCCUGACGCUGAAGAUGAAAUCAUUCCUUGUGGUCCAGAUUGCCCAAAAAACCAGAAUUGUGAUUUCAAAAGCAAAAGGGACUUGAAGGAGCUGUUUGAUUGCACCGAGCUCAUCUUGGAUACCCAUGUGAUGGGGCGGCCAGCUGGGACAUACAUAGUUCCCUGCAGCAUAGUUGUGCAAAUGGGCAAUGGAAGAACAAAUGGUCCCUCUUUCUAGAGCACCCGAAUUACAAAAGGAUACAUGAAUAUGAAGGCUC